Miscanthus lutarioriparius is the source of this 2748-nucleotide messenger RNA. Lineage: Eukaryota; Viridiplantae; Streptophyta; Magnoliopsida; Poales; Poaceae. The record is from the annotation of a GenBank genome assembly.
AUGUUGUCAAGAGAUCGUCUUGGUUGUGUAUGGACGGCCAAGAUUGUCUUGCUAUUCUCUUUGUCGAGUUUGAGCUUCAUUGCCGUUAAUCAUGCCCAGCUUGAUAAUCACGGCUUUAUAAGCAUUGACUGUGGAUAUACUGAAAGUCCGAAGUACACAGAUGACAAGACAGGCAUAACAUAUGUGGCUGAUUUGGGUUUCACAGACGCAGGGUUGAUCCACCCUGUGUACCCGGAGAACAUGCAGCCUGAUCUUGCUGCUAGGUACAAUAACAUACGCUACUUCCCCAACGGGACACGCAAUUGCUACACGAUAAGGUCCCUAACACCUGGUGCCAAGUACCUAGUGAGGGCUAUCUUUGGCUAUGGGAACUAUGAUACACUAAACAAGCUCCCUAUAUUUGAUCUCUAUCUUGGGGUCAACUACUGGACCACAGUGAGGAUCGUCAAUUCAAGUACAGCAUACAUAUCUGAGACGAUCUCUGUGUCCCCUGCUAACUACAUGCAAGUCUGUUUGGUCAACAAAGGGUCUGGAACUCCUUUCAUUGCCGGGCUUGACUUGAGGUUUCUGCAGCCAAAUCUUUAUCCCAAUUCCACUGAGACGCAAUCUCUAGUUUUGCUCAGUUUUUUCCGUACCACCGUUAGUUUUGGGUCUAAUCGCUACCACUUUGGAACUGACCUUCGUCACAUUAGGUUCCCAGAUGACCGCUAUGACAGGAUAUGGCAGAGGUAUGAAGAAGUUCCUACCUGGACAAUAGUGCCUGAUGCUAUCAGUGGGAACGUCACGAACGCUCCAAAUGACACCUAUGAUGCACCAUCUGCAGUAAUGCGUAGUGUAUCCACUUUGGUGAAUUCAUCAACAAUGGAUCUAUAUUGGAAUUUGGAUGGAUCUAUGAGUGUUGAUUUCAAUGAUAAGUACUUCGUUGUGCUCUAUUUUGCUGAGGUGGAGACUUUACAGCAGAACGAGUUUCGGCAGUUCGAUGUGCUACUGGAUAAUACCACAUUAGCUAAUGGUUUCAGGCCAGAGCAAAUGACGACUACAGUUCUUACAGGCACUGUGCAAGGAUCAGGAAGUCAUAGCAUAUCCCUUGUGCCAGAUUUAAACUCCAAGCCACCAUUGAUUAGCGGGAUGGAGAUAUUCUUGGUUCGACCCCUGAAUGAAUCUGCCACUGACUCUGGAGAUGCAACUGCAAUGAUGACCAUCCAGACAAAGUUUUCCGUUAAGAGAAACUGGGCAGGAGAUCCCUGUUCCCCCAUAGCUUUUGCGUGGGUUGGCUUGAACUGUAGCUACACUCCCAGUGCUCCAUCGAGAAUAACUGCCUUAUAUAUGUCAUCUAGCGGAUUAAUCGGUGAAAUUGAUCCAUCCUUCGGUCAACUAACAUUGCUCCAGCACUUGGAUCUGUCUCACAACAAUCUGACUGGACCAAUACCUGAUUUUCUAGGUCAACUGCCAUCACUUUCAUUUCUGGAUUUGUCCAGCAACAACCUCCGUGGAUCAAUACCUAAUAAUCUGCUACAAAGAUCUCAGAUAGGAGUGCUGACACUAAGGGUUGACAACAAUCCAAACCUAUGUACAAAUCAUAAUUGUGACCCCAUUCGAAACCCGAGGAAGCGCAAGGCAAUACUUAUAGCUGAGAUUAUGGCUCCAGUUGCUGGAGCUAUUAUCAUUGUUGCUGUAGUUCUACUCAUCAUUUGGCAUAAAACAAAGAAAAGACAAGGUGGGGCUCGUGCUUCUAAUCCAUUCGAGAGCCGAAGAUUCAAGUACAAGGAACUCAGAGUCAUCACAGAUGACUUUAAAAACAUAAUUGGAAAGGGUGGGUUUGGCUUUGUCUACAGUGGCAAGCUGGAGGAUGGAACUCCUGUUGCUGUCAAGAUGAGGUCUCAAACAUCGUCACAAGGGAAUACAGAGUUUUUGGCUGAGGCCCGGCACUUAGCCAAGGCUCAUCACAAAAAUCUGGUGACCUUAAUUGGCUAUUGCAAGGAUCGGAAACAUUUAGGUCUUGUUUAUGAAUACAUGGGUGGUGGAAACCUAGAGAACUGGCUGAAAGGCAAGGAAGGUUGUCAUGCUGAAUUCAACCUAACUUGGCUACAACGCCUUAAGAUUGCGUUGGACUCUGCCUAUGGACUGGAAUACUUGCACAAGUCAUGCAGCCCUCCUUUAAUACACAGAGAUGUGAAGACCCAAAACAUCCUUCUAACUUCAAACCUGGAGGCAAAGAUAGCUGAUUUUGGGUUGACAAGGGCUUUCAGUAGCGAAACAAAGACACACACUACCACCCGUCCAGCGGGUACUCUUGGAUACUUAGACCCUGAAUAUUAUAACACCUCACAUUUGAGCGAGAAGAGCGAUGUUUUCAGCUUUGGCGUUGUUCUCUUGGUGCUCAUCACUGGCCGUCCAGCUAUCAUCACUGUGAACAACACUGAAAGAACCAACCUUGCGCAUUGGGUGCGGGGGAGACUCUCUGAAGGAGAUAUCGAGAAUGUUACUGACCCAAGGAUAAAGGGGAAUUUUGAUGUCAACUCCCUAUGGACGGUUGCGGAAUUGGCUCUUCGUUGCACAGAGCAGGCAGGAAAGGACCGCCCCACAAUGUCUGAGGUUGCGGAGGGAUUAAGGGAGAGCCUGCAACUGGAGACCUUGUCACACUCCAAGAGGAGUGGUUCAAUUGGGACCAAUGGUUCAGCGCUCACUGAAACUGAAUCUGUUGGUGCGCUGGAGUCAGAACAGAUUGAAGAAACUCUACCCCGGUGA